AUGACGAGAAACACGAACACGCCGCCUGAUUAUUAUGCAAUCCUCGAGGUUUCAGAGAAGGCCUCUGCUGCGCAAAUCCGAGAUGCGUACAAGCGGGCUGCUCUGAAGACACACCCCGACCGGGUCGCCAACGAUUCACCCGAUCGUGAGCAGAGGACCCGACGCUUCCAGCUUGUCAACGACGCAUACUAUACCCUCUCGGACCCUACCAGACGACGAGAAUACGACCUCCAGCGAGGAUACUACCACGUGCCACCGGCAUCCGAUCCCUUUUCAGACGCCGACGACACUGCAGGAACUGGCCAGAGCUACUCAUGGGCAUGGGAGCACUUUGAGAAUAAGAGCGGCGGCACGACCCCUAGCGGCCGCCAAGAGACUGAAGAUGCACAGUUUAGUGACGCCUUUGAGGAGAUGAUGCGAGACGAGGGGUUCUCACAGGAUGGGACUCCGAAUCCGCAAGGAGGCACCUCGACCAUGUGGGGUAUGGUCGGUGCGGUCAGUGGCGGCGCUCUGGGAUUCAUUGUUGGCAAUGUUCCUGGACUGCUCGCCGGAGCCGUGGCCGGUAACCGACUUGGAGCGAUCAGAGACACAAAGGGGAAGAGCGUUUACGAAGUCUUCCAGGAACUUCCUCAAGACGAUAGGGCAAGAUUGUUGAGCCAGCUGGCUGCAAAGGUGUUCAGCCACGUUGCUAGCUAGCCCUCCGUGAUGACGAGGAAGACACAAUGAAUUGGCGCUUGGGAAAAGGAUGGGAAUCUUGGUGGAUGAGUCUUGGGCGGAUUCCUUUUUCUUGAAUGUAGCUUUCUUUCUUUUUUAUUCUUUUACGACCUCCUUCUUGACGAUGGAUAUGCUAUGAGACAAUGGAAACGACAUUUACCUUUC
Molecule: messenger RNA, 879 nt
Organism: Trichoderma virens Gv29-8
Lineage: Eukaryota; Fungi; Ascomycota; Sordariomycetes; Hypocreales; Hypocreaceae
Exons: 4
Coding region: 1-696 (231 amino acids)
Cellular component (GO): cytoplasm; nucleus
Molecular function (GO): protein folding chaperone; protein-folding chaperone binding
Source: RefSeq, a predicted model, not a curated record